GUUGGUCAUAUGAUAUCUCACAUUCUUCAACUACACAUCCAGCCACUGGAAUGAUGUGUGACUUGCAUUGAAAUACUCUGGGCCUAUAGAAUGUGUUGGUAUAAGAAACAAAGUUACUAUUCCAUGUUUGUUUUACCAUCACAGAACUUUAAAGAGGGACUUGGGGCCACUCAGGAGGUUGCUCUUCAAAUCUUUUCUGGUUUGAAGAACAACAUGGAUGCUACCUCAGUUGCUGAUGUGAGUGCAUCCAUCAAUGUUCUGGAUAUCAUGUCGCAAGCAUCAGCAAACAUCAACCUGGAUAACUCCAUUUUAGAUGUGAGCCAUACCCCAAUUAAGAAUUAUACAGUUGUGUACAAUAUAUCUCAUACAGAAACAUAAAUGUAUAUAUAUUUUUUCAGGUAUUUCUUGGUGCAGCAAGCAACAUGUUGAAUAACUCUUGGAAGACAGUCAACAAAACCCUUGAAUACGACAUGUCCUCAAAAUACCUCCAGUCUGUCGAAGGUCUAGUGAAUAACAUCAAAAUGAAUACCAGUGACGGAAAUGACACCCCAAAUAUACAACUGAUACUCUGCAAUGGUCAAAACAACACAUCUUGCAAUGGAACUGUGUUUGGCGUAGAAGUCACAUUGGCCCUGUCCUCGGGAAUAGUGAAAACUGUGGGAGUAAAAAACCUAGCUGACAAAUUAAACAAUUCAAAUUUCCCAGACUAUAAGUUCCCUAGCAUUGUGGUGUCAGCCACACUGCAAAACAGCAAUGACUCCAAAACAAACAUCAAAUUGGACUUUCCCAUCACCAAGUCAAUGGCUCAAGACUAUAACAUCCUCUGUGUGUUCUGGAACACCACAUUGAUGGAAUGGUCUGAAGAAGGCUGCAAGUGGAAGAAAAUGGUCAACAAUAGAAGCUAUUGCGAGUGCACCCAUCUGACCUCCUUCUCAGUGCUGAUGUCAAAGACCCCGGUGACCCUGCUUUUUCUGGAUGAGAUCACCUACGUGGGCCUCGGCGUGUCCAUCUGCUCCCUCCUCAUCUUCCUCAUCAUCGAGGCGCUGGUGUGGUCGGCCGUCGUCAAGUCCAACCUCUCGCACUUCCGCCACACGGCCCUGGUCAACAUCUCUCUGUGCCUGUUACUGGCCGACUGCAGUAUGCUGGCUGUCUACUUCCCCAGCAUCCAAACUCCUACCUGGUGCCUCGUCCUGACCGUGACCAAGCAGUUCUUCUUCCUGGCUAUGUUCUGCUGGAUGCUAUGCCUCAGCAUCAUGCUACUACACCAGCUCAUCUUCAUCUUCCACCCGCUGAGGAAGAGGGUGUAUCUGCUCCUGUCCACCGUCCUCGGCUACAUCUGUCCCACAGUGAUCGUGUCGGUUACCUAUGUGUACUACAAAUACACAGGGAAACCCUACCACGACACAGAAACCUGCUGGCUCAUUUACGAGGGACUUCUGAAGGGGUCCAUUCACGCAUUUCUUCUGCCCGUCGGGACGAUUGUUUUUAUGAAUUUCUUCUCCAUGGGUGUUGUCAUCAUGACACUCCUAAAGUCCACUGUUUCUGAUGGGAGUAAAUCCGACGAGAAAGAGACAGCCAAAAGCAUCAUGAAAGGGGUGGUCUUGUUAACGCCAGUCUUUGGGAUAACAUGGGUUUUGGGAUUCUUUGUGCUGAGCAUUGAUAGCAGGGCACCAAUGGGUGUUGUGGUGAAUUAUGCUUUCUCCAUCAUAAACUCCUUUCAGGUACUUUUUCAUAUAUUUUCCAUUACAGAUAUUCCUGUCUGAAACUAUUGAGUGAAAGAAGCUGAAAUCAGUUUUUGCCAUUGUAUUCAUAGUGUAAUGUUUUUCAGGGCCUCUUCAUUUUGCUGACUGGAGGUUUUGCAGAGAAAAGGGUAUUUGUCAA
This is a messenger RNA of Coregonus clupeaformis (lake whitefish), 1881 nucleotides long. RefSeq names its product adhesion G-protein coupled receptor F3. Gene Ontology annotation, cellular component: membrane. Gene Ontology annotation, molecular function: G protein-coupled receptor activity. Gene Ontology annotation, biological process: cell surface receptor signaling pathway; G protein-coupled receptor signaling pathway. The coding region runs from base 423 to 1763 and encodes 446 amino acids. The record is from RefSeq and is a predicted model, not a curated record. The transcript has a single exon. Lineage: Eukaryota; Metazoa; Chordata; Actinopteri; Salmoniformes; Salmonidae.